This is a messenger RNA of Xenopus laevis (African clawed frog), 4589 nucleotides long. RefSeq names its product mannosidase, alpha, class 2A, member 2 L homeolog (gene man2a2.L). NCBI's taxonomy places the organism in Eukaryota, Metazoa, Chordata, Amphibia, Anura, Pipidae. Gene Ontology annotation, molecular function: carbohydrate binding; mannosidase activity; alpha-mannosidase activity. Bases 399 to 3929 code for a protein of 1176 amino acids. Gene Ontology annotation, cellular component: Golgi membrane. The transcript has 24 exons. The record is from RefSeq and is a predicted model, not a curated record. Gene Ontology annotation, biological process: carbohydrate metabolic process; N-glycan processing; mannose metabolic process.
CCCUGAUUACAGGUGUGACUGGAAGCUGAGGGCAGAACAGACAACCUCUCUGACAAAACUAGCAACUGGGACCAGAGCGGAGAUAAUUGUAAGAGGCGCUCAAGCAACCUGACGUGCCCAGUGGCCACAGAGUAGCGGCUGUUCCCAGUAUUCAACGUCCCUGCUCGUCACUCCCACAAGGCGGCUACCUGUGCGUCACUGCGCUGUAUAUACCCAGUCUCGCGAGAUGAGCUGUGUGACAUCGGGAUUAGCUGUCCUGCAGGAGCCAAGGAGCUGGAUAAUAACGGGGCUACGGGACGUUUAAGCAGCGGUCCCGGAUUGCGGGCUGUGGUAAGAAAAUCGGAACUGUCCCGCGAAGGGCGGGAGCGUUGAGAGGUCGGCUCCUUCGGCUCCCAGGGAUGAAACUGAAGAAGCAGGUGACUGUUUGUGGAGCAGCCAUCUUUUGUGUGGCUGUCUUCUCCUUGUAUCUCAUGCUGGACAAAGUGCAACACGACCCACCCAGGAGACAGAACGGUGGCAACUUUCCCAGGAGCCAGAUAUCUGUCCUACAGAAUCGUAUAGAGCAGCUUGAGCAGCUCCUAGAGGAGAACCACGAGAUCAUCAGCCACAUCAAGGACUCUGUUCUAGAACUGACCGCCAAUGCUGACGGUCAGCCCAUUCUGCUUCCAUACCACACUCCUAAUGGAACUUGGGUUAUGCCACCUGACCCCAGACCCAGCUUCUACUCUGUCUCUCCUCAGGAUUGCCAGUUUUCUGUGGCAAAUAAGAGGCAAAAGACAGAUUUGCAGAUGAUUGAUGUUUACGCACAGUUGCCUUUUGAUAAUGUUGAUGGAGGUGUUUGGAAACAAGGCUUUGAUAUUACCUAUGACCCUAAGGAGUGGGACAAUGAACCGCUGCAGGUGUUUGUGGUUCCACAUUCACACAAUGACCCUGGAUGGAUCAAAACCUUUGAUAAGUAUUACUAUGACCAGACGCAGCAUAUCUUGAAUAACAUGCUAGUGAAGUUGCACGAGGAUCCGCGGCGAAAGUUUAUUUGGUCUGAAAUCUCCUUCUUCUCAAAGUGGUGGGACAACAUCAAUUCCCAAAAGCGAGCUGCAGUGCGCAGGUUAGUUGCUAGCGGCCAGCUGGAGAUGACGACAGGAGGCUGGGUGAUGCCAGAUGAAGCCAACACUCACUACUUUGCCAUGAUCGAUCAGAUGAUAGAGGGUCAUCAGUGGCUGAAGAAAAACAUUGAUGUCACCCCAAGAUCAGGGUGGGCAGUGGACCCGUUUGGUCACAGCUCUACAAUGCCGUAUAUCCUGAGGCUCUCCAACCUAACCAGCAUGCUGAUCCAGAGGGUACACUAUUCUAUCAAGAAGCACUUUGCAGCUACACAGAGCCUGGAGUUCAUGUGGAGACAGACAUGGGACCCAGAUUCCAGCACUGAUAUCUUCUGUCACAUGAUGCCCUUCUACAGUUAUGAUGUUCCACACACAUGUGGCCCUGACCCAAAGAUUUGCUGUCAGUUUGACUUUAGGCGCCUUCCAGGUGGGAGAAUAAAUUGUCCAUGGAAAGUGCCACCAAGAGCAAUCACAGACUCCAACUUGGCUGAAAGGGCCAUUAUUCUCCUGGAUCAGUACAAGAAGAAAUCAAAGCUGUAUCGCAGUAAAGUGGUGCUGGUGCCACUGGGAGAUGAUUUCCGCUAUGAUAAAAUCCAGGAGUGGGACGCUCAGUUCCUCAACUAUCAGAAGCUGUUUGACUACAUGAACUCGCAUCCAGAACUCCAUGUUCAGGCUCAAUUUGGAACACUAUCUGAUUACUUUGAUGCCCUGUACAAGAGGAUGGGAGUCUCGCCUGGAAUGAAACCUCCUGAUUUUCCUGUGGUCAGUGGAGAUUUUUUCUCUUAUGCUGAUCGUGAAGAUCACUACUGGACCGGAUAUUAUACAUCCAGACCCUUUUAUAAGAGCAUGGACAGAGUGCUUGAGUCCCACCUUAGAGGAGCAGAGAUUUUGUACAGCUUGGCCAUUAAUCAUGCCAGAAAAGCCGGAAUGGAAAGCAAAUACCCACUCUCUGAUUAUGCUUUGCUAACUGAUGCCAGGCGCAACCUUGGGUUGUUUCAGCAUCAUGAUGCCAUCACGGGCACAGCAAAGGAAGCUGUUGUCAUUGACUACGGUGUACGGUUACUCCAUUCGUUGAUGAACUUGAAACGCAUAAUAAUUAAUGCAGCACACUACCUCGUUGUGGCAGACAAGGAGAAGUAUCACUAUGAUCAUUCUGUGCCAUUCUUCAGCACGGACGAGAGCCGUUUAACCCAGGAAAGUCUGCCAGAGAAAACCGUUAUCAAGCUGAGUACAUCUCCAAGGUACGUGUUGGUUUUUAACCCAGUGGAACAGAAUCGCCUGUGUGUGGUCUCUCUGCUUGUGAACACUUAUAAUGUGAGAGUGCUUACAGAAGAUGGCCAGCCUGUGGCAGCCCAACUCAGUCCUGUUUGGCAGUCUGUUACAGACAUGAACCCCGAUGUCUACCAGGUAUCCUUCACUGUCCGGUUACCAUCACUUGGACUCAGUAUCUUCCAGCUUUAUGCUUCCAUUGAUACCCACACUACACUCAAGUCAAAUGUUCGUGUGUAUCUGCAUGGGCGAGAACUUACAAUAAAGAAACAGGAUGCUUUCCCAGUGAAGGUGUUGGAGUCCAACACGGAUGAUUUUUAUAUUGAGAAUCAGUACAUGCAGGUCUGGUUCUCUGGCACUACAGGUUUGUUAAAGAGCAUUAAAAGGGCUGGAGAAGAGCAGGAACAGAAAAUCAACACGCAAUUCCUCAUCUAUGGAACUCGAACAUCAAAGGAUAAAAGUGGGGCCUAUCUUUUCCUACCUGAUGGUGAAGGAAAGCCCUAUACUCCUAAAGACCCUCCUGUGGUGAGAGUGACAGAAGGCCCAUUCUUCUCUGAAGUGACUUGCCAAUAUCAGCAUGUGCAGCAAGUUAUGAGACUCUACAAUUUACCAGGUACAGAGGGCCUGUCUUUAGACAUCAGUUUAUUGAUUGAUAUCCGUGACCAUGUCAACAAGGAGAUAGCAAUGCGGCUCAGCACUGAUAUACAGAGUGGAGACACCUUCUUCACAGACUUAAAUGGCUUUCAGAUUCAACCAAGAAAGUUCUUUAAGAAGCUACCGCUCCAAGCAAAUUUUUACCCAAUGCCGACAAUGGCUUAUAUUCAGGAUGAACAGAACCGAUUAACACUGCACACAGCCCAAGCCCUGGGGGUUUCCAGCUUGAAAAAUGGGGAGUUGGAAGUCAUUCUUGACCGUCGCUUAAUGCAAGAUGAUAACAGAGGUCUGGGCCAGGGGCUGAAGGACAACAAGCGUUUGUGUAGCAGGUUCCGUAUCCUGAUGGAGAAAAGGUCACCGGUGAAUAAGCAUGCCAGCUUCCUUUCUAAAAUGGUCUCCAAGUUUAGAGAACUGGCUUUUUACAUCACCAGGAGCAACAAUGAUGAGAGUCUAGGAAACCAGCUGGUGAGCUUCCCAUCUCUUCUAAGUCACAUGACCUCUAUGCAUUUGAACCAUGACCCCCUUCUAAUGGCAGUGACCAACGAAAAGGGCCCCGUGCUGAAAUCAUUUCAACCUCUCUCGGCCACGCUGCCCUGUGACUUCCAUAUUCUCAACUUGAGAACACUACAAGCUGAGGAUGAUGGGCUGCCUUCACCAGACAUGGCUUUGAUCUUACACCGAAAAGGCUUUGACUGUGGACUUGAGGCAAAGAAUCUGGCGUUCAACUGCACUACGAGCCAGGGAAAGCUGUCUCUCGGAGGCCUCUUUCUCGGCUUGGACAUUGGGACAGUACAGCAGACUUCACUGACACUGAUGUAUUCACUCGCCUCCCCUUCAAACAACAGUAAUCCCACAGUCAGUAUGGACCCCAUGGAGAUAUCGACUUACCGGCUGCGCUUUAGCUAACCCCACUAAAAGGGGCACGAGUUCCCAGAGCACAACAAAAGGACUAGUAGCCGACUGUUCAGUCAGUACAUUGUUAUGCAAGAGGGAAGCAUUGGCCUCAAUCCCUGAACGUAUCUAGUGCUGGAAAAGCCUGGGGAGGUACUUGGCACAAGCUUAAAGGAUCUGUCUCCAGUGUACGCCUGCUCAGUGGUCACCAGCUGCUGGCCCCUAUCAGAGAAAGGGUUAAACCCAUAGAUGGUGCAUCGUAGGAUGAGCAGAAACUAUUUAUGAUGACAAUGCUUUUUAACAUAAUUUAUUUAAUGUCCUUUUUUUUUUUUAAUACAUAUCUGGACUUUACACUUGCUGCUGAUCUGGAUUCAUCUUCUUCUGCAGAGGCGACUGUGAAUUCCCUUCUUUAUAACGGAGAGAAUAGGGACAUUUCUGUAUCAUUUUUAUGGGGUACACAAAAAGUUCUUGCAUAUUCAUGUCAGUAUUCUACCAGCCUCCCCCAUCUGACUUUUUUAUGCCGUGAUUCCCUCCUUUUUAAUAUAUUUCCAAAUAUAAAGGACUUGGGUAAGGGAUAAAAAAACAAGAAGACUUUUGAGGGGAAACGUUUGUGUUAUGGUGUAAAUAUUAUUUUUGCCUCUUGCUAUAGAUCAUCAUAAAUACAAACUGACAUCA